GCGCUCGGGGAGACGGCUGGAGCUGCGCCGGUGGCGGCUCGGCGCAAGCUCGCCGGCCCGGCCUCCGCCGCCCGCUGACUCGCAUACCCGCUUCCCUCCCGCCGCGUCCCCGCUCGAAGAUGGCAACCGACGGGCUGCACGAGAACGAGACGCUGGCGUCGCUCAAGAGCGAGGCCGAGAGCCUCAAGGGCAAACUGGAGGAGGAGCGGGCCAAGCUGCACGACGUGGAGCUGCACCAGGUGGCCGAGCGCGUGGAGGCCCUGGGGCAGUUUGUCAUGAAGACCAGAAGGACCCUCAAAGGCCAUGGGAACAAAGUUCUGUGCAUGGACUGGUGCAAGGAUAAGAGGAGGAUCGUGAGCUCCUCGCAGGAUGGGAAGGUGAUCGUGUGGGAUUCCUUCACUACUAACAAGGAGCACGCGGUCACAAUGCCCUGCACGUGGGUGAUGGCGUGUGCGUAUGCCCCCUCAGGAUGUGCCAUUGCGUGCGGUGGUUUGGAUAAUAAGUGUUCUGUGUAUCCACUGACGUUUGACAAAAAUGAAAACAUGGCUGCCAAAAAGAAGUCUGUUGCUAUGCACACCAACUACCUGUCGGCCUGCAGCUUUACCAACUCUGACAUGCAGAUCCUGACAGCGAGUGGCGACGGCACGUGUGCCCUGUGGGACGUGGAGAGCGGGCAGCUGCUGCAGAGCUUCCAUGGGCACGGGGCCGACGUGCUCUGCUUGGACCUGGCUCCCUCAGAAACCGGGAACACCUUCGUGUCUGGGGGAUGUGACAAGAAAGCCAUGGUGUGGGACAUGCGCUCUGGACAGUGCGUGCAGGCCUUUGAAACACACGAAUCAGACAUCAACAGUGUCCGAUACUACCCGAGCGGAGAUGCCUUUGCUUCGGGAUCAGAUGAUGCUACGUGUCGCCUCUACGACCUCCGGGCAGACAGGGAGGUUGCCAUCUAUUCCAAAGAGAGUAUCAUCUUUGGAGCUUCCAGCGUGGACUUCUCCCUCAGUGGUCGCCUAUUGUUUGCUGGAUACAACGAUUAUACCAUCAACGUCUGGGAUGUCCUCAAGGGAUCCCGAGUCUCCAUCUUGUUUGGACAUGAAAACCGUGUUAGUACUCUACGAGUUUCCCCUGAUGGGACUGCCUUUUGCUCAGGAUCAUGGGAUCAUACCCUCAGAGUCUGGGCUUAAUCAUAAUGCACACAUAGGUACCUGAGAAUAGAAUUUGAAAUCGUCACAUGUAAAUAGAUCUUGCUUCUAGAGGAUCUGAGAGUUUAUUGCAACUUAGCUUAAGGGAGCAGCUCCAUGACUGAAAGUUCAGCAAGCAUCUCCAAUAUUACUGUUAAAACCACCACCCUGGAAAGAUCCCAGUAUGAGCCUUCAGCACUAUGAGAACACCUUCAAGUACAGUGUUUUUCAUUUCAAACACUUUUUAAAAUGUAUCUGUUUUUAAGGUUAUUCUAAACUAUCGUCUCAACUCAUUCUAUCCCCAGUACAGUUCAGCAUAUAAUAUAUUCCGUACUGUUUCCUUGAAUCAAAUUUAUUUUUCGGAGCACUUUAAAAGCUGAUUUUUCUCAGUGUACACUGUGACUUUUGGAACCUUCCCCUGGAAGUGCUGACUUUAAUGGACUGUGUGAGAAGGACAGUGUUAAUUGGUCUUUGAUAGAAGAAAAUGCCAAUUCCAAAUGUAAUUAGACAGAAUCAAUUUUUUAAAAGUGUGUUUAUAUGGUGAAAGUAUCCUUUUCAGCCUUGCGUCCUAUUGUAUUUUUUCGGAUAAAACAUUUUCAUAUGUGUAAACAGUUAUAAAUGAAGCAGAGAUAUCAUAAAAUAGAAGGUUUGAUGUGUGAAUCUUGUGAUGGUGGGAUAUAUCACUGCAUCAUGUGGACAGGACGUUUUCUUUCAUUAGAGGGAAAAGCUGAGUGCUGUUUGUGACACAGAUGCUUCUCAGAGCAACCAAAACCUUUCUGUGUGGGAACACAAGACAGUAAACUCAUUUAAAAACCUGUUUGUAGUGUUAGACGUAUUAGGAUUAGUAGCAUCUACUCAGGCUAAAAUGAAUCUUGUCCAUAUCACUUAUACUCAUCUUUAUUGCAUUGCAA
Messenger RNA from Eubalaena glacialis (North Atlantic right whale), 2089 nucleotides. It is a transcript of the gene GNB5, whose product is annotated as G protein subunit beta 5. The transcript has 11 exons. Bases 120 to 1181 code for a protein of 353 amino acids. Gene Ontology annotation, biological process: G protein-coupled dopamine receptor signaling pathway; G protein-coupled receptor signaling pathway. The record is from RefSeq and is a predicted model, not a curated record. Gene Ontology annotation, cellular component: cytoplasm; heterotrimeric G-protein complex. Lineage: Eukaryota; Metazoa; Chordata; Mammalia; Artiodactyla; Balaenidae. Gene Ontology annotation, molecular function: protein binding; signaling receptor complex adaptor activity.